Messenger RNA from Gossypium arboreum, 2627 nucleotides. Its product is annotated as phosphoacetylglucosamine mutase. Gene Ontology annotation, molecular function: phosphoacetylglucosamine mutase activity. Lineage: Eukaryota; Viridiplantae; Streptophyta; Magnoliopsida; Malvales; Malvaceae. Gene Ontology annotation, biological process: UDP-N-acetylglucosamine biosynthetic process; carbohydrate metabolic process. The coding region runs from base 275 to 1963 and encodes 562 amino acids. The transcript has 11 exons. The record is from RefSeq and is a predicted model, not a curated record.
AAAGGAAAUUAUUUAAUGCGCUAAAAAAUAAUAUAAAAAAGAAAGUACUUAACAUAAUGUUUAUGUAUAAAUAUAAAAAAAUAAUAUAUAUACUAGUAAUCUCCCUCGAAAAAUCAUUCAGGUCCCCUUUCGAUCUCACUUUGAUCCUUUUCGAUUUCUUCCCAGAAGAUUUUUUUUUCGUUAAAUUUUGUGUGUUCUCCUUUCUGGGUUUCUGGAGUUUGAUUUGGAAACUGAGCGUCUCCUCAGUUUACCAGGAGUUUGAUACAUUGACACCAUGAAAGAGGAACAACGCUUACUUCUUCUCCACUCAUCCUCACUCUUCUCUCCUCCUCAAGGAGUGAAGCUAUCAUAUGGGACGGCAGGGUUCAGGGCAGAUGCAUCGAUCCUUAAAUCAACAGUUCACAGAGUUGGGAUAUUGGCUGCUUUAAGAUCACUCAAAACCCAAUCAGUUGUUGGAUUGAUGAUCACAGCUUCACACAAUAAAGUUACUGACAAUGGAGUCAAAAUUGUUGAUCCAAGUGGUGGAAUGCUCACUCAAGAAUGGGAACCUUUUGCAGAUCAACUUGCCAAUGCCCAAACUCCUGAAGCCUUCCUCUCACUCAUAACAGAAUUUGUAGAGAAGGAAAAAAUUCCAUUAGAUGGAGUGCAAUCUGCAGAGAUAUUGUUAGGAAGAGACACCCGGCCUAGCGGAGAAUCUCUCCUUGAAGCUGCAAAGCAGGGAAUAAGUUCAAUUCUUGGAGCUAUUGCACUUGAUUUAGGAAUUUUAACAACCCCACAGCUGCAUUGGAUGGUUCGUGCUAGGAAUAAAGGCAUGAAAGCGACAGAACCUGCCUAUUUUGAACAGAUUUCAAGCUCCUUCAGGUGCUUGGUAGAUUUGAUCCCAAAUGAAACCAAAAGCAGCAAGAUGGAUAACACAGUUGUGGUUGAUGGGGCUGAUGGUGUGGGUGGAGAGAAACUUGAAGUUUUGAAAACUAUGUUAACCAGUUUAGUUAUCGAGGUUCGUAAUACUGGUAAAGGUGGGGGUAUAUUGAAUGAUGGGGUUGGUGCUGAUUACGUACAGAAAGAGAAGGUUGUUCCACGUGGAUUUUGUUCCAAUGAUGUUGGAUUAAGGUGUGCAAGUUUGGAUGGUGAUGCUGAUCGCCUUGUAUAUUUUUCGGUCCCAACUAACAGUAGCAGAAAAAUUGAUCUUAUUGACGGGGACAAAAUAUUAUCCUUGUUUGCAUUGUUCAUCAAGGAGCAACUAAGUAUUCUGACCAAGAAGGGCACUGAAAACCUUAAUAAUAAUUCUCAUGCUCGACUUGGUGUUAUACAGACAGCUUAUGCUAAUGGAGCAUCCACUGAUUAUCUCAAACAAUUGGGUUUGGAAGUCAUUUUUACUCCUACAGGGGUAAAACACUUGCAUGAGAAAGCUGCUCAGUUUGAUAUUGGAAUCUAUUUCGAAGCCAAUGGUCAUGGCACUAUCUUGUUCUCUGAAUCCUGGUUGUCUUGGUUAGAGGCCAGGAACAAUGAAUUAGGUUUUGCAUCUGAAGGAUCCGAACAACAGAAAGCUGCUCUAAGACUACUCUCUGUCAGUAAAUUGAUCAACCAAGCUGUUGGAGACGCUUUGAGUUGCUUGCUUUUGGUUGAGGUUGUUUUGCAACAUAAGGGUUGGUCCAUACAUAAAUGGAAUGAACUUUACCAGGAUUUACCUAGUCAACAACUUAAGGUCAAAGUUGUAGACAGAACAGCUGUUGCAACAACAAAUGCCGAAACUGUAGCUAUUAGUCCCCCUGGCAUUCAAGAAGCCAUUGAUGCUGAAACUGCGAAGUACCCUAGAGGCCGGUGUUUCAUACGACCAUCAGGUACAGAGGAUGUCAUUCGUGUUUAUGCAGAAGCCUCCACCCAAGAAGCUGCAGACAGCUUGGCGGGUUCUGUUGCCAAAAUUGUUGAUCGUUUUCUAGGUUUUAGCAGCUCUCAGCGGUAGCUUCCCUAAUCUUUCACAAUGUAACAGAAAUCACAAAUGGAGACGCAGAUUACUGUGGGUGCUUUAUAUUUUAUGUUUUGUUUUGAAGGUAAUAUAUUUUGUUAUACUUUUUUAUAACAUUAAACUUUGUCAUCUUACUUUUACAGGCAUUGAUUUCAAAUUGAGUUUUCCCCACUACUUUGAACAUUACAGAGUUCCUUUUCUGUUCGGUAUCUACUCGUCUAUGUGGAUGCUUCCCUGUGCGGUAAAAGUACCCCGCAAUCUUUCACCUUCAUCCCUUGCCCUUCAUUGUCCUGGUUGAUGAAAUGGUUAAACUACUUCUUUGGCUGACAAUUCCGGCUCCAACCGAGUAAUCCAUUUGGUGAUGGGCAAGGAACACAUUGGUUUUCCUCCCAUUCUGUGCCCCACAUUGAUUUCCUAGAGAAGAGUGCAAUGUCUCUUCCCAAGCUUGUGAAACGACCUUGUCAUAGUAGGUAAAAGCCCCAUCGGCCUUGUCAAAAAUGAGAACCUUUUGCCGAUCAACUUCCCAAUGCCCAAACUCUUGGAAGCUCUCCUCUCUGUGGGUAACAUUUUAUGUUUAUGGAAGUGGGUUUUAUUUGUUUUAUAGUAAUUCACUGAAAUUAUAUCAAGAAACUAAUGGAACACCCGGAAAUAUAUUUGAGCA